AAGCUUGUAAUUUAAAGUCGAUUAGCUUCACCACUAAGAUAACACUGCCCUUCAGAAGGCAUGGCGCUGUCGUGUCUACCUCAAGGUGGUUCUCCUUAGUACUUCCUAAUCAAAAACAGAAAGGCCUGAACAAUGCAUUGACCAGUCCACUAUUACUGAACAACAUGUGAACGAGACAAUGAUAAAACAUGCUGCCAGUGCUGCAAGUACUCGGAAAUAAGCACUCUCUGUAUUAUGAAUACACGAUCCAGUCCAGACACUCCAAAAAUGACAUCUUUGACUUCACUGCAAUGACUGUUCUAGAUGGAAGACAGAUCGACUCCUACAGAAUCAGGACUCCCAAACAGGACUGGUGGAAGAAGCUUCCACAGAGAGGCCUGCAGACAGGCACUGAUGAACUACAGGAGUAUGGACAUUGGUUAAAUGACCAUCUCCAUUCAAUUAUUAAGGAAUUGGGACAGAAGAAGUCAGGUGAGAAAAUUUGCAUUAAUAAAUAUGGCUAUUAUGGAGUAGAUCUCAUCUCUUAUGACUGGAUCUCCAAAGAGUGGAAGGCCUCAGUUAAGCAGGUCCAGCACACAGCAGAGAGGUGGAAUUCUGAACAUGGACAAAACAUUGUUCUUGUGCGAUGUGUGGAGUGGAUGAAGAUUUAUUUGAACUACAGUAAUACUGAGAUCAGUCAAACUCCACCAGUUGUUUAUGCAUUUGUGAAGAAAUUUGUGGAUGACCCAAUCAAACUGACCCUGAUCUGCCUGGCCACUGGCUUCUACCCUAAAGAUGUGAUGAUGAGUGUGCGGAAGACAGUCACCCUGCCUGAAGAGCUGAUAAUGUCCUCAGGAGUCAGACCCAAUGAUGACACCUACCAGCUGAGGAAGAGUGUGGACAUCCUGGAGAAUGAUGAUGCAGAUUAUGACUGUUAUGUGACUCACAGUAGUCUCAAAGGACCAGUAAUUAAUAUUUGGGAUGGUAAAUGUAGUAACUGUUCCAACAUUCUGGUUGGUGUGACGAGAGGAGGACUGGUGGGUGGUGCUGCUUGUGGUUACCGAAGGAGAAGAGAAGGCAGGGACAGAAAUGGACAAACAAAUACGACCAGCAAUGGAUGUGUGACUUGUACUACAGCUCCUCCUACAGUGAAGCAUCAGUAAUGGAGGGAUGUCCCAGAUGGCAAGUGGUUCUCCACCCACACUGUGAUCUCUGGUGUUACAGCCACAGAUGUGUGAGUGUCUGCUACAGAUGUGGGAGUGUUUGUGCUACAGCCACAUCCUCCUCCAGCCCUCCAUCUGUUCAUCCACGUUCAUCUUAGUUUUUUGGAUUCACAUGGGGACGGUUAUUGCUGCUAAACAUCUUAUGGAAUGCAUGUCCAGCACCUCUUUAGUUUCUUCUUGCAUUUCAAUAAGUUUACAUAAUUACUGAAGGUUAAGAGAAGUGAAUAAGGUUGAGAGUUGGCAUAAAGACCCUCCAAAUUCCUUCCUCUCUUUCAGUGCAAGCUGCUCACAAUGCGUCUGCCUGCAUGUGUGGUUUGUUUUUGUUUUUUUUAAACCUCAAUUUUUAAUGUUGAAUAUUUUUAAAUAAAAAUG
Electrophorus electricus (electric eel) is the source of this 1574-nucleotide messenger RNA. The record is from RefSeq and is a predicted model, not a curated record. Lineage: Eukaryota; Metazoa; Chordata; Actinopteri; Gymnotiformes; Gymnotidae.